ACCAUACGUAUGAGAUUGCAGGUCUCUGAAACGCUUGUAUCUCUUCGCUCUAACAUUCCUCAUGAAUUUGCUAGGAAACCACGUUCCCUCACUGAAUUGGACCGAUGGAAAGCCACUGAAUUCAGAUUGUUUGCGUAGCGUUAAUGUAGUGUAUGGAUAGUACGCCAGGCCUAAUACGGUUUUGUUUUGCAAACUAAAACAAGGAGAACGUCUUGUAGCCCCAUAGCCUUGAAGUGUGACGUCAGAUGUUCAGGCUGAACGUCUUGAUCGCUCGGCCCCUCAGCGGGGGCCGAGCAACAACGUCUUGCACCAAGACUAGAACGCUGGAGGAGAUUGGUUCAAAAGAGGGCGCUGUUAUUAAUUUGUCUGUGCAAAAGAAGCAGGUCAAUUAGAGGUCAACAGUUCUCCGUGCCAUCCAUCUGUCCAAAAUACAACUUAACAAUUUAGUUUGGCAAGAAGUAAAAAUGAAUUCUUCUCCCAUGCAGAUUGAUUGUCUUAUUCCUACAGUUCUAGUAAUCAUUGCUGUGUUGGUUGGAGCAAUUUUAUUUUACGUGAGUAAGCUUAAGAAGUCUGCUGGUGGUGGUAGAGGAGGCAGUGAUGGAGAUGUACGUCAUGUUGAGAGAGAUAUUGAUGAAGCUCAAGUCAGGGUACCUCUACCUGCUCGUCGUAGAGGAAGAGCUGCCAGGGAUAGAAUGAUCAGACAACCUGAAGAGCAAGAUGUCAUUGAGCAGCAAGAGGAGGAAUAUAAUUAUGAUACUGGUAACACAAGAAGGAUAGGAGCUAAGAAAGCAAGGAAGCUUGAAAUGAAAGAAGAAAAACGGGCACAAAGAGAGCAAGAUCUAGCGGACAGGGAAGAGAGCAAGAGACGUCAAGAGAUUAUUGAGGAACAGAGAAUAAAGGAUGCAGAAAAAGAACAACUAGCACAACAUCAAAUCGAAGAAGAAGAAAAGAAGAAGAAGGAGGAACAGGAACAAAAAGAACUUGAAGAAUAUUGUGCACUCAAGGAAAGCUUUGAGGUCCAUGAGGAAGGAUUUGAGAAAGUACUCGAUGAAUCUGAGUCUCAUAAUUUACUACAGGAAUUUAUAAGCUACAUAAAGAUGAAGAAAGUUGUACUUCUAGAGGACCUUGGUGCAGAGUUUAACAUGAAAACACAGGAUGCAAUUCAAAGGGUGCAGGAGCUUCAAGAUCAAGACUUGAUUACUGGAGUUAUUGAUGAUCGUGGAAAGUACAUUUUCAUUUCCCAGGAUGAGCUGGAGGGAGUGGCUAGAUUUAUGCGCCAGAGGGGCAGAGUGUCCAUCAGUGAACUUGCAGAAGCUAGUAAUACAUUAAUUUUAUUUAAUACGGGAACAAAAUCCACUUUAAAAGAAACACUUGUAGCAUGAGUUCAAAUUGCAGAAUUGAAUUAUUCUCAACCAACUUUUACUGAGUAGAAUAACACACUGUAUGUUUAAAACAAACUAAUGUUUCAUGGUGUUUGUAUUAAAUUUAGUGAUCAAGUUAAAGACGCUGGACACCAUUGGUAAUUGUCAAAGACUAGUCUUCACAGUUGUGUAUCUCAACAUAUACAUAGAAUAACAAACCUGUGAAGCUCAAUCGAUCGUCAAAGCAGCGAGAUAUUAAUGCAAGAAAAGACAUCCCAGUGGCACCAUGGUCACUUGAAGUUGUGUGCUUUCAGAUGCUUAAUUUCAAGACCUCAAAAGCUGUGUUCGCAGUCGCACUUGAUUAAUAUUUUUGGUAACUUAUAACCAUGACGCUGGGUAACAUUCCGACGGGUUAACUUUCCCAAUGUCCGCACUUGGAUUUAUUUCACUCGGGUAAACUUACCGAGACGACCGUGGGUAAACUAACCGAGCUGGCCCCCUGCAUAACCUUUGACCGCACUUUUUGGUUUUCGGCUCGAUCUUUCGCAAUUAUUGUUAAUCUAAACAAUUCGUUAUCAAAUUCACCGUCCGCUUUUUUUUAAAAACAAAUUCCACUUGCUAGCAUUGAGGCCAUGAGUCAUGCUCUGACACAAGGGUCCCAUUAUGCGGCUAGGAAAACCUGCUACACUAUUUUCUGCACAGUCUGGCUCUGUUGUGUUUUUAUUGCUUGUUGUAUAGGGGGUGCGGUGCAUAAGGACAUAAAGGGACCAAUACUCGGCUAGCUUUAGUACAAACAAUCUAGCGGUUGUUGACUGCAUUUCCCUAGUACUGCUGUACAAAUCGCCGUCAUAUUGAAACUUUUGAUCGCAACUUCUGAACGGGUCAAUUCUCAAACUUAUAAACCCGUGUACGGGAAAAUUAUUCCGCGUUUUUCUGCUUUAGAGUUGCAUUCCUGAUUUUUGCUACAUUGAAUAGUUCAAUAAUCAGGAACUACUAAUGACAAAACAUGUCGGCUUUUUAGGGUCAUUGACAAAUAGGAGAUUUAACCGAGGCGUUGCAUCCGCAUUGGACUCUGGCUUGGUUAAACUGACCUAGUCAAUCUUCCUGGGCACCUUUGGCUAGGUUAAACUACCCAUUCGGGUCGGGUAAGCUACCUGGGAGGAAAACUU
Asterias rubens (European starfish) is the source of this 2530-nucleotide messenger RNA. RefSeq names its product DDRGK domain-containing protein 1-like. The transcript has 7 exons. The record is from RefSeq and is a predicted model, not a curated record. Lineage: Eukaryota; Metazoa; Echinodermata; Asteroidea; Forcipulatida; Asteriidae. The coding region runs from base 465 to 1382 and encodes 305 amino acids.